Argiope bruennichi is the source of this 2983-nucleotide messenger RNA. RefSeq names its product eukaryotic translation initiation factor 3 subunit C-like (gene eIF3c). Bases 131 to 2854 code for a protein of 907 amino acids. Gene Ontology annotation, cellular component: eukaryotic translation initiation factor 3 complex. Gene Ontology annotation, biological process: translational initiation. The transcript is spliced from 18 exons. Lineage: Eukaryota; Metazoa; Arthropoda; Arachnida; Araneae; Araneidae. Gene Ontology annotation, molecular function: RNA binding; translation initiation factor activity; translation initiation factor binding. The record is from RefSeq and is a predicted model, not a curated record.
UCUUCGUAACCGUAACUAUCGGACAAUUCUCUGUCGCUGUUCUGUGGUAGAAAAGUUUUAAAACGUGACAAUUGCUAUAGCAAUUUCAAAUUAUUUCAAAUAAAUUUAUGAGAUUAUUUGAUAAGUAAAGAUGAGCAGAUUUUUUGCGGGGUCUGAUACAGAAAGUGAAUCUUCAUCCUCUGAAGAGGAACAGGUGCCACAGAAGGCACAGGGAAUCACUUCUGCUUUUACAUUUAGUGAUGAGGAAGAAGAUGUUAAGAGAGUUGUUCGAAGUGCACGAGAGAAGAGGUAUGAAGAACUUACAGAAAUUAUCAAGUUGAUCAAAAACCAUAAAAAAAUCAAAGAUAUGAGUAAAUUACUGACAAGUUUUGAAAAUUUGACUCGUGCUUUUGUGAAAGCUCGUCCUGUAAUAGAAAAAGAAGAGAAAGGUGUCAUCCCCAAAUUCUACAUACGUUGCCUGGUGGAAUUAGAAGAUUUUAUUGCAGAAUGCUGGGAAGAUAAAGAUGGGCGCAAAAAUAUGUCUAAAAACAAUUCAAGGUCAUUGGCAACUCUUCGUCAAAAGCUUCGUAAAUAUAACAAGGAUUUUGAGAAUGAUAUUGCAAAUUAUCGUGCUAAUCCCACACCAGAAAAUGAAGACAGGGAAGAUGAGGAGGAACCAGAAUCCGAUGAAGAAUCUGAAGAUGAAAAGCCAAGUGAUUUCUUGAAAAAAACUGCAAAAGCUGAAAAAGAAGAACACAAAGCCAAACCAAUGAAAGGGUCUGAUGAGGAAGAAUCUGAUGACGAUUCUAUCGAUUGGGGAUCAUCGUCUGAUGAGGAGAGUUCUUUGUCUACAGAUGAUGAAAAAUAUGGUGGCAAUCUUGCAACAAAAUUCUUGAAGAGACCUGGUGAAAAAGAUGAGACUAAAGAAGUAACCCGAAGAGAAAAGAAGCGAGACAAGGAAAGAAAAGAACGUAAGAAGGAUGAAGAUGAUGAAGGAUGGGAAGAAGUUAAAGGCGGGGCUCCAAUUAUUAUGGAGAAACCCAAAAUGUUUGCUAAAGAUGCUGAAAUUAAUCAUCAAGUAGUGCUUAAGAAAUUCAAUGAAAUAUUAGCUGCCAGAGGUAAAAAAGGAACUGAUCGAAGUGAACAGAUUGAUCUUCUUAUUGAACUUUUAAAUGUUUGUGAAGCUCAUAACUUGGGCUCUGGUGUUUCCUUGAAGAUAAUGUUUGCUAUUAUUGCUGCCAUUUAUGAUUACAAUCCUAACAUAGCCACUUGUAUGAAGGCUGAUAUGUGGCAGAAGUGCUUGGACUUCAUCAAACAGCUAUUGAGUAUUUUAAUUGAAAAUCCCAACAUUGUUGUGGGUGAGCACAUCCUUGAGGAAUCGGAACAGCUUGUCACUCCACCAUACAAGGUUAAAGGUUGCUGUCUGACAGUUGUUGAGAGGAUGGAUGAAGAAUUUACCAAAAUGUUGCAGGGUUGUGAUGCACAUUCACCUGAAUAUGUUGAAAGGUUAAAAGAUGAAACUGUUGUCUGUGAAAUCAUUGAAAGACUCCAAGCGUAUCUGGAAGACAGAGGUACACCUUCAGAAUUGUGUCGCAUAUACUUAAGACGCAUUGAGCAUUUGUAUUACAAGUUUGACCCUCGUAUGUUUGUGAAGAAACCUGAGGAAACAACACCAUCCAUUUUAAAUGGCAUGAAAAUUAUUGCUGGGCAAGAGCCAGCUGAAAAGAAAUCUGAUGAAGAAGAAACCAGUGCAGAUAUCAUAACUAAACUUUGCAAAUUCAUAUGUGCUAAAGACACAACAGAUAGAAUUAGAACACAAGCUACAUUAUUUCGCAUUUAUCAUCUUGCCUUACAUGAUCGAUGGUUUCAAGCCAGAGAUCUUAUGCUUAUGUCACAUCUUCAGCUGACGAUUGAACAUUCUGAUGUGUCUACUAUGAUUAUUUACAACAGAGCUCUGGUACAGCUUGGACUGUGUGCCUUCAGGCAUGGUUACAUUAAGGAUUCUCAUUCAGCACUUUUGGACAUCCAGAGUGGUGGAAGAGCCAAGGAAUUGCUUGCUCAGGGAUUGUUACCCCAGCGUCAGCAUGAGAGAACACCAGAUCAGGAGAAGAUUGAAAAAAGAAGACAAAUUCCUUUUCAUAAGCACAUAAAUCUAGAAUUGUUAGAAUGUGUUUACUUAGUUUCUGCUAUGCUGCUUGAAAUCCCAUAUAUGGCAGCUCAUGAACUAGAAGGAAGAAGAAGAAUGAUAAGCAAAUCUUUCCAUCAUCAGUUGAGGAAUAGUGAGAGACAGGCUUUGGUAGGACCGCCUGAAAGUAUGAGGGAACAUGUAGUGGCUGCCUCCAAAGCUAUGCGUGUGGGUAACUGGAAAGCUUGCAAGGACUAUAUUAUCAAUGAAAAGAUGAAUGCUAAAGUAUGGGAUCUAUUCCAUCAAGCUGAGAAAGUACGAGAGAUGAUAUCUCAAAAGAUCCAAGAAGAAGCUCUUCGCACUUACCUUUUCACUUAUAGUAGCUACUAUGAUUCUCUUUCCGUUGCUAGACUUUCCGAAAUGUUCGAACUCGAACAAAGUGUUGUUCACAGUAUUCUGUGCAAAAUGAUUAUUAAUGAAGAAUUAAUGGCAUCUUUGGAUGAGCCAACUCAGUCUGUAAUUCUGCAUCGUACUGAACCUUCUAGAAUUCAAGCUUUGUCUCUACAGUUAGCUGAUAAAGUUUCAUCUCUGGUUGAACAAAACGAACGUCUGUUGGAUUUGAAACAAGGAUCUUAUUUCAGUAGAAAUCUUGGUCAACAAUCUGGAAACAGAGAUUCUAAUUUCCAGAAGAGUAAUUACAACCAGCAAGAUAGAAACUGGAAUCGCAGAAAUCCUCAACGUGCCUAUUAGAAACAAAUUCUUUCUUAAGUAAUGGACUAUAAUGUAAAAAGAAAUGUAUGCAACAUCAAAAAUUUUCAUUGGUUUCUGUCUCAACAUGUAUUGUUAAUAAGUUUAUAAAAUAAAGCUUAUGAAAAACAA